CGGAUAUCAUAAAAAUGGGAGUGAGGGACAUCUCUAACUGAAAUCGGCAAUUACUUAGUUGCCAACCCAAUAAAUGCCCGUACGGUUCCCGUAGCUUGCAAUAAACGCGGGCAAUUUGUAUAUCGCAUAAAAAUCAUCCGCGGUCUAUCCGCGAAUUAUGCAAAAAUCCCGAGUGGUUCUGUUCCAUCGGAAAUCGUCGGCAGACAGGAUCGGGGCUCAGGUUUUUUCUCGUUUGUCAUACGAAUUGUCUCUCUCUGUACUGUUAUAUCUCUGACACGCACUGUAACCGAAGAUGUACCCCAUAGAUGUAUGUAGACGUUUUCAAGCCAGCCUUUUCAAGCUAAUAAAUUAGGUGCCGUCCAAGAUUGCUGAGUAUGUACGUUUAACGCUUAAAAGCGGCACGAUAGUCGCCCCUACCCUCCACCCCUGAUAUUCGAUACCAUAGGAACCAUAACAAACAGUUUCCUCCGAACGCGUCUUCCCGCGCGUUUCUCUUCUCUUUUGACAAGUUUAACUUUUCCGUUCGGAUGCAUCCAAGCGUAGUACGUGUUUUAUCAUUUGAUCUAUGUCCGAUUAUGGAUUGUAUGCGUGGGAUUGUUUUCUGCUUUUUACGCAUAACGGAUCGAUCGUUCUGUACGCGCGCUCGAGUUAUUUGUUCAGCGUGCAGAGUGCUAUCGUUGGACCGCGGAUCUUUAUGUAACGGGUGGCACGACACGAGUCGGACAGCCGCGUGUUCGUUCCUCCUUCGGGGACUUUCGCGGAGCGAUCCCGUGCGCGUAACACGCGCGUACGAUAGGGAGAUUAUGUAAAGAUUCGUGGUCCAGCCUGUCGCAAGUGUGAAUUAGAAGAGCGAGCGGUCGACGGUCAAGCCGUGCGAUCGAACAGCAAAGACCAAAGGGAUUCUCAGCCGACGGCACGCCGUCGUCAGAGGGAAAGGUGGAAGAAAGCCUGCGGACGCACCGUGAGAACACGCGAACGCUCGCUUGCGGCGCCGGCGUUACCGAUCGCGGACCGAUCCUAGGGAACCGAUCCAGAAGCACUGAAAAACCUAACCGUGACUAACCCCCGUUGUUCGUCAUCUCGUUAGACACACAACGCGACAAUUGGCCAAGUUGCUUGCUCGCGUGAAAAACGACUCGAAUCGUUUCGCUCUAUCGUUCUACGAAUUGUAAAACAGUCAUGUAUACGUGCAUACGUCCAAACACACACGCGCCCACAUACACGGACAGACACACACAUGUCUAUAUAUAGAAAUAUAUAUCUAUUCACACAUAUACCACGCGUAUACCGUAUUGUAUCAAGAAACAACGAGUAUAUAUAUAUGUAUGCAUGUAUAUGUGCAUACAUAUUCGGCACACACCGGUCCGAUCGAGACGAUCGACGCAAAAGUGACCUAUAAUGCCGCCGAAAGAGAAUAAAGAGGAAAAUGAACGACCGAUCACCCUUCCGCUCUCCACUAUCCUCCAGUUGAGAAGCAUUCCUCGCAUGCCAUACGUGGCACACAAAAGGCUUGUGACCGUAAUCCACAUGCCCUACCAUACCGUGUACCACGGCGGCAUCGGCAGCCUGAUACCGAUAAGAGUUCAUGCGCGCGUGCGACCCAGCGUCCUCGCGGCCGAGCUCAACAGGAUACGGAACCUCUGGAGGCCCUCGACCGAGUCCUACACGGAAAAGUAUCUUCAGUCCAGGGAUCGCAUCUACUUCGACGACGAGGCGAGGGAAAUACGCGCGAAAGUGGAUUCCCUUCUGCGACGGGUACACGUGUUCGUCCCACGAGCCGUAGCAAGCGACUUCUUGGAAGAGAUUGUGCCGGAGCGUAUGCGCAGCGGGGAUUACGUGCGUCGGCUGCUGUCGGGCAAGUCCAUCGCGAAGAAAGACCCGAUUUCGUGGUACGAGGUGCCGGAAAGAGGCGACUUCGGGACGCUGGCGUGCGUCAAGUACGUCGCCGGUAAUCCACAGUCCGUCAGGAGGCCGUACUUCAAGGUCGCCGAUCUGCGCCCCUCCGAUAUCAAGAACGACGUUAAUUUUCUGAGCUACUACAAAAAGAAUCGGCAGGCGGCUGCCAACGCCUCGCCGGACCUGCCGAUGACGGAGAGAGAGCUGCGAAAGGUGCGAGCACUACAGCCUGAUUUGGACGAGGCAGCGCUCAAGAAAGUGCGUAUAAUAGAAAUCGAGCAGGAAUCGAAGCCGGAAAAGAAGCGGGAAUCCAGGCGAGCGAAACCGGAAGCAGCGAAGAAGGAGCCGGAACCGCCGAAAGAACCCGAGGUCGUCAAAGCAGCCGAGCCUGAACCGGAGCCUGUCAAGGCUGCGGAACCAGCACCGGAGCCUGCGAAAGAACCUGAACCAGCACCGGAACCUGCGAAACAAGCUGAACCAGAACCGACGCCUGAACCCGUCAAAGAGCCUGAACCGGCUCCAACACCUGCUAAACAACCGGCGAAGCCUACGAAGGCGAGAGCUAAGAGAGCAGCUGCGGCUCCUGCUCCGGCUCCGGAGCCAGCUGCGGAGCCAGUUAAAGAAUCAGCUCCGGAACCAGUUGCAGCACCAGCUCCGGAACCAGUUGUAGAAGCAGUUCCCGAACCAGCUGCAGAAGCAGCUCCUGAACCAGCUGCAGAAGCAGCUCCAGAGCCGGCUCCAGUUGUAGAAGCAGCUCCGGUUGCAGAAGCAACUCCGGUUGCAGAAGCAGCUCCGGAGCCGGCUCCAGCUGAAGAAGCAGCAGCUCCGGAGCCAGCAGCCGAAGAAAAGCCGGCCGAAAAGUCGGAGCCGGAAGCUGGUUCAGAGGCUGAGGUCGCUGAGGCCGUAAGUGAAACGGAAGCAGCAGCCGAAAAGCAGUCGGAGGAGAAGAACGUGAAACAAGAGAAGGAGGACACUAUCAAGAAGAUAGAGCAGUACCUUGUCACGGCUGCCGAGCAGUCCAAGAGCCUGGAAGAAAGGAAGCAGGCGGCCGAGGAUGAAAGAGUGAGGCUCGAGCUGGAGGAGACGAAGGCGUGGGAGGCUGUGCAGGUGGCGCAGGAACGAGUGGCGCAUCUCGACGAAAUCCGCGAGCAGGAGACCGCGGCGGCCGAGAGGGAAGCCGAGGAGGCCAAAAUGGAGGCCGAUCGGGUGGAAACCGAGAGAGUAUUGGAGGCGGAAAGGCAACUGGAAGAGGCCCGGGUGGCAGCCAUAUUGGAGGAGCAGGAGAGAAUGGUCGUCGAGGAACACCUCGAGGAAGUCCGGCUGAAGGAGGAGCAGGAGGAGAGGCUGGCGAACGUCGCGUUCGAAGACGCCGACGAAGUGAAGGACGUCGAUUGUUCCUGCGACGACCAGCUCGAGGGCGAGAUCACCGAUCAGGAGAGAGAGGAGAAACCCUACGAGCUGAUCGUCGACGACGAAACAAGGAUCGAAGAGGAUAUCGUGGAGGAGGAGCAUCUUGAACUGGACGCUCCGUUCGUCGAGGAGCCCCACGGCGCGGAAGGAAAAUCGCACGAAGGUGCGACCAGCGUCGAAGACACGCCGAAGAUCGAAGAAGUGGUGUCCGGCGGAGAGGAGAGUUUCGAAUGGGGCGACGAAGACGCCUAAUCGUUGCUCCGUUAAUUAAUAGAAUCGCAUCUCAUUACACCGCGAGUAAAAGGAAGAUGAAUACUUGUCAAUUACGUACGAGUCCUGUUGAAUGUUGAUCGAUUUCAAUCGCUUCGAAUAUCUCUCUCUCUCUCUCUCUCUCUCUCUCUCUCACUCUCUCUCUGUUUCUCCAUCUGUCAAUCUAUUUAUCUCUCCAUCUUUUCCACCUCGAGUCAUUCGCAUCCUUUAUUUAUUUCAUUGUCGGCGCUAGGUAAUUUAUAAACGGCAACCGGUCGAUCGACCGCGAGCGUCGAUUUUCGUCGGUCUGCCGAACGACGUCACCGGUAACCAUACUUCAUUUCGCGGCCGAGCCGAGUAACGCGUCAGAAGCCCGAGGAAUCGAAAGACAGUCUUCCCUCUCUAGCGGAGACGCGAUCGAUCCCUUGACCGAGUCGAUUUUCAUUAGAACCGUAGCCCGCAUCCUGUUAUUUAUUCUAUUUCCAUUUCUCUCGUUGCGUGUCCUUUCUGACGUAUUACUCGAUCGACAUCGAAGAACGCUCAGCUCGGUAUAAUGGAACUCAUAAAUAAUGCAGGCCGCAUCGCAAAGCGAAAUAAGCAUAUAAGAAAUUAUUAACCCGAGAACGGUCGCGUCAGAGACAAGACAAACCGUCGAUACAAUUUAAGCCGGCAUUAUUACACGAGGGUCCCGUUUCCAACGGGACGAACAAUCGUAUGCCCCGCGCAUCCGUAAACUUUUCGACGAGCUUCCGCUGCGUUCUUCGUUUAGAAAAAAAAAGAAACAUCGAACGACAUUCAAGAUAAAUACAUUACACCGAUGUUCCUAUAUUCGAAUCACACACUGCACGUUCGUAUGUCUCUCUGUAGCACGCACUGUAUACUAUAUUAUUCACGCAAUGCCUAUUUUGUCUAUACUUAUACGAUAAUAAAUAAUAGCAUUUGUGUAAUCCACCUGGA
Messenger RNA from Megalopta genalis, 4512 nucleotides. RefSeq lists its product as uncharacterized. Lineage: Eukaryota; Metazoa; Arthropoda; Insecta; Hymenoptera; Halictidae. The record is from RefSeq and is a predicted model, not a curated record.